This is a messenger RNA of Equus quagga, 1857 nucleotides long. Its product is annotated as cationic amino acid transporter 4-like. Gene Ontology annotation, cellular component: plasma membrane. The transcript has 4 exons. The record is from RefSeq and is a predicted model, not a curated record. The coding region runs from base 1 to 1857 and encodes 618 amino acids. Lineage: Eukaryota; Metazoa; Chordata; Mammalia; Perissodactyla; Equidae. Gene Ontology annotation, molecular function: amino acid transmembrane transporter activity. Gene Ontology annotation, biological process: transmembrane transport; amino acid transport.
AUGGCCUGGGAACUGCCCAGCACCGCCAGCCUGGUGCGCUUCUGCCAGAAGCUGAACCGGCUGAAGUCACUGGAGGAGCCCACCAAAGAGACGCCACUGCAGCGCCACCUGACCACACUGGACCUGAUCCUGCUGGGUGUGGGUGGCAUGGUGGGCUCAGGCUUCUAUGUGCUUACGGGCUCUGUGGCCAAGGAGAUGGCUGGCCCUGCGGUGCUCGUGUCCUUCAGCAUUGCUGCUGUGGCCUCCCUGCUGGCAGCCCUAUGCAAUGCGGAGUUUGGGGCCUGGAUGCCCCACGCGGGCUCUGCCUACGUAUUCACCUAUGUGUCCAUGGGAGAGCUGUGUGCCUUCCUCAUUGGCUGGAACAUACUCCUCCAGUAUCUAAUUAGUGGCGCUGCUGUGACCUGUGCCUGGAGCAGCUACUUGGACGCCAUCUUCAGCCACAGAAUCCACAGCUUCACCAUGGCCCAUGUGGGUAUCUGGCAGGUGCCCUUCCUGGCACAGUACCCAGACUUCUUGGCUGCUGGCAUGGUACUUUUGGCCUCUGCAUUUGUAUCCUGUGGAGCUCGUGUCCCUUCCUGGCUCAACCACAUGCUGCUUCUCAUCAACCUGCUCGUCAUCCUCUUCAUCAUCAUCCUGGGGUUUGUCCUAGCCCGCCCGCACAACUGGAGUGCUGAUGAGGGUGGCUUUGCACCCUUCGGCUUCUCUGGUGUCAUGGCCGGUGCCGCCACCUGCUGCUAUGCCUUCAUGGGCUUUGAAGACAUUGCUGCCUCCAGCGAGGAGGCCCAGAACCCAAAGCGAGCUGUGCCUAUGGCCAUCACCAUCUCCCUUGGCCUGGUGGCUGGUGCCUACAUCCUUGCCUCCACUGUGCUCACCCUCAUGGUGCCCUGGCACAGCCUGGACCCUGGCUCGGCGCUCACUGAUGCCUUCUUCCAGCGGGGCUACAGCUGGGCAGGCUUCAUUGUGACAGCUGGCGCUAUCUCUGCCAUGAACACCAUCCUGCUCAGUGACAUCUUUUCCCUGCCACGCCUCGUACACGUCAUGGCCACCGAUGGGCUCUUCUUCCAGGUGUUUGCCCAUGUGCAUCCCCAGACGCAGGUCCCUGUAGUGGGCAUCUUGGUAUUUGGGGUCCUCAUGGCUUUCCUGGCGCUGCUGCUGGACCUCCAGGGACUGUUCCAGUUGUUGUCCAUCAGUGUAUUGCUAGCCUACACCUUCCAGGCCACAGGCAUUAUUGUGCUACGCUUCCACAAGUCCCCUCCAGCCAAUUCCCUGGACCCAGGCAGUCCUGUGGGCACAGAGCAGGCCUCAGCCCCUGAGCCCGGGCAGCUGCGACCAGCCCUGAGACCCUACCUUGAAUGCCUGGGUGGGUGCAGACCUGGAGCUGCAGUGGCUUGGGCACUGAGUGUCCUGUUGGCCUCGGCCAUCACUCUGGACUGCGUGCUGGUCUUUGGGAAGUCGGCCCUGCACCUCCCACCCUGGGGCCACACCCUGCUGCUCCUGCUCAGUUCCGUCGUGUUUCUGCUCAGUCUCCUCGUCCUGGGGGCCCACCAGCAACAGCACCGAGAGGACACCUUUCAGGUUCCCAUGGUGCCCUUGACUCCAGCCCUGAGCAUCCUCCUCAACGUCUUCCUCAUGCUGCAGCUGAGCUCCCUGACCUGGCUGUGCUUGUGCAUCUGGCUGCUGAUUGGACUCGUGGUGUAUUUUGGCUAUGGCAUCUGGCACAGCAAGGAGAACCGGCAGGAGCAGCCAGGGUUGACUGCCACACGCGGAAGCCUGGAGGAGACAGUGCAGACCCUGCAGCCCCUCAGCCAGGCACCGGCCCAGGACCCUGGCAACACAGAGCAGCCCACCAGUUCAUGA